Molecule: messenger RNA, 1860 nt
Organism: Rotaria socialis
Lineage: Eukaryota; Metazoa; Rotifera; Eurotatoria; Philodinida; Philodinidae
Source: the annotation of a GenBank genome assembly
AUGAUUGCAUCUUCGAGAUCUGCUCCUAUUAAAAAAAACAAUAGUUCCAUACCAGAUGAUUCAUCACUAGAAGAACAACAUGAUUGGAAUUCCUAUUUAAUUGAAACCAACAGUGAAGCAGCAUCGGCAAGUAAUUUCAGACAAGCUUUGAAUCCCCCAGUGAACGAAUUUAGUGUGGGAGAAAAACUUGAAUCAAUCGAUCCAAGAAAUCAAGAUUCAUGGUGUAUCGGAACAAUUAUUGAAAAAGAUGGACCUCGAUUACGCAUUCGACUAGAUGGAACUGAUGAUCGAAAUGACUUUUGGCGGCUUGUCGAUUCAGCAGAUAUUCGUUGUUACGGAGCAACAACGCAAUUGGGCGGACAAAUUGUACCACCACUUGGUUUUCAACUCAAUUCUACACGAUGGGCAAAAUAUUUUGAAAAACAUGUUAAAAAUGGUCCAUUUGCUCAUCAAUCAUGUUUUAAACCGUUGCCUCCAAAACCUGAAAAAAAUCAAUUUAAAAGAGGGCAAAAAUUAGAAGCUGUGGAUCCAAAACAUCCUCAUAUCAUAUGUCCAGCAACAAUAAGUAAUAUUAUACCUGGUGAUUAUCGAAUUGUGUUAUCGCUGGAUGGAUGGAGUUCAUCAAAUAAUUUUAAAGUUGAUUAUUUGUCACGUGAUAUUUUUCCUGUGGGUUGGUGUCGAUUAGCUGGAAUUCGUAUUGCAAAAGUUGGUGGAAACCCUUAUUCUCGUACGUCAACUAAAAUGUUAGGAGCAACUCUCAACAAACAACAUGGGCAUGUUCAACAUCAACAAUCAGAAAAUAGCAAGACAACUAUUUUAUCAUCAUCAAACGAUUCAACUUAUUCUCGAACAACAAUGGAUGAGAAAAAUAAUAAUCUAACAGCUAAAAGAAAAAUAAAUGAAGUAUCAGAAAUUAAAAAAGUGCAUAAAUGUUCAACUGAUUUAAAUCAAACUGAUGAUAAUAUAAAAACCAAGCCACCGAUUGUGACUGUCUAUUUCAAUUAUGUUGGUGACAAUAGCGGAAUGUUACUAGAUCCACAAAAAUUUCGUUCAUGUAUGUUAUCUGUUUUUGGUCCCGAUAAAUGUCAUACUGUGUUGACAUCCAUAUUUGAUGCAUGCAUUAAGUGUGCAUUUCAAGAAACAUCAUUUACUAAGCGAAUACUUGAAAUUUUUCCAGCACCUAAAGACGAAGAAAAGGAUUCUUAUGUAAAAAUUAAAUUGAAAAAUGGUACAAUAGUUUAUAUUCAGCAGCUUGAGACACUAGAUGGUUUUUGGGAAGCUAUAAGUACUUUGCAAAAUAUUAUUCUAUCAGGAAACGAUCUUUUUAUUUCAACUAAACCAAUAUCAAUGAAUAAUCAAAAUUUAGGUAAUGAUUCCUCAUCAUCAUCUUUUCUUGACUCAUGGACAGUAUUUGAUAAGUCAACAAUUAAUAAUAAAAACAAAAGAAAGAGUACAGAAUUAAUUACAUAUCCAGAAAAAAAAACAUCUAUAAACAAUGGAAAAGUAGCACGAUCUAAUCUAAAUGAACGAACAAUUUAUAAUAAAAAAUCUUCAUUGACUACUCAGUCAACAUCAACAAUCAAACAACAACAACAACAACAACAAAACUUGAAUUCAAAAUCGAAUCAGAAUAAUCAUAAAUCUCGUGAUUAUGAAACAUUUACUCCAGGUGAAGUAGCAACGUUUGUUCGAAGUAUUGAUCCAUCAUUUGAUAGUCUUGCUUCAAGGUUUCUGCAAGAGGAAAUCGAUGGAAAAGCUCUUCUUCUUCUUACAACAGAUACAUUAAUGCGACACAUGGGUUUGAAACUUGGUCCAUCACUUAAAAUUGUUCAUCAUAUUGAACAAUUGAAAAAAUCUUGA